AUGCGACAAUACGCAAAUGCGCAGGAUUGGAGAUGGUUGUCGUGCUUUCCGGAAAUUGGUGCCGGGGCGACGGACAAGUUCUGGGCGCUCGGAGGGCCGAAAGAUAGCGGGUACAGGGAAGACAGGGGCGGUAGCAAUAACAAUGGCUCCCUUGUGCUGAAGUGGAUCAAUAACGAGAACAGUAGCUUUCAGCCCUACAACCGCACCUGCGUGGCGUCACUCUACUUGCGAUUUCCCCUUCACCAUCCGCGAGACACUGCCCUUUCGUUCCCCGAGGAGAAGUUCCCCGAGGAGAAGUUCCCACGGAAAAUUCACCAGGCAAUCCGCAAUGCGUGGUUCAUGAGUGGGCAUGCUGAUUCAUCCCACGACAACACGUCUGUCUGCCAAGUUCCAAUGAAUGAUUCAAAUCGCGUAUCAAGAAACGAGACAGGUUUCUAUUUGAUUCCUGACGGUUCAUUGGUAACCAUCAAGAGCUAUAGGUUUCAGCUUCGUGUUUACAGAUACUCGUGUCCAAGCGAUCGGAUCUUCAGCCGCGCGUGGGUGGGGGAAAAUGCUACACCCUUGACGCCCGACAUACUAGGCUGCUACGCCCGGCGCCCGUCUAGGUCGACGGGCAAACUGCAAAUAACACACACCGAUGAGAGUCAUUUCCAGAGAACAAUUACAAAAUACUUUCAUUCAAAAGUAACACGAAAGCAAGCAGGCUCUUGCACUUUCAACUCAACAGCCCAGUACUAUCUAAUUGCUGUCCAACUUAAGCAAGAUGUCAAGGAUCAUGCACUCGGCAUCUUCUUAUUCACUCAGCCUGUCUGUCAUAUAUCGCCUAUUCCUACUUUGGUCCAACAGCUUGCUACACUCAGGCCUGCCUUGAAGAUUGUGCAUCUCUUCCACCGACUUCCAAGACGCAUGACCUGUCCAGGAGAGUUGAUGAAGGUGUGGCUCUGCCUAGGCGUUGGCCACCAGGACCAUAGAUAUCAGCCUGAGGAUCACAAGAUGUCGUCGCAUUCGUCUGCUGCAACAACACCUGAAUGGAUGAUCACCUACACCGCACUCAUGAAUAUAUGGACACCCUCAAUGGCACGAUUCGACUUGACUACAUCUUAG
Molecule: messenger RNA, 1104 nt
Organism: Colletotrichum lupini
Lineage: Eukaryota; Fungi; Ascomycota; Sordariomycetes; Glomerellales; Glomerellaceae
Exons: 12
Coding region: 1-1104 (367 amino acids)
Source: RefSeq, a predicted model, not a curated record